AUGGCUUUACUCCCAGUGCUGGUGAUUCUCAUUGCUGUGCUGUUUCCACCUUUACCUGCAGAAGGAGGGAAUCCAGCCUUUACUAAUUUAUUAACCACCCAAACACAAAUCCAAAGAGAAAUUGUAAAUAAGCACAAUGAACUAAGAAAAUCAGUAGCUCCACCUGCCAGCAAUAUGCUAAAGAUGGAAUGGAACAAAGAAGCAACAACAAAUGCUCAAAAGUGGGCGAACAAGUGCACUUUACAACACAGUGAUCCAGAGGAACGAAAAACCAAUACAAAAUGUGGUGAGAAUCUCUAUAUGUCAAGUGACCCUACUUCUUGGUCAGAUGCAAUCCAAAGCUGGUACGAUGAGAGUAACAAUUUCAUAUAUGGCACAGGACCAAAGAGUUCCAGUGAUAUCGUUGGACAUUAUACUCAACUUGUUUGGUAUUCAUCUUACCGUGUUGGAUGUGGAAUUGCCUAUUGUCCCAAUCAGGCAGAUCUGAAAUACUACUACGUUUGCCACUAUUGUCCAGCUGGUAAUAUUCUGAGCAAAAAGAAUACACCUUACCAACAAGGAGAACCUUGUUCCAGCUGCCCUGAUAAUUGUGACAAUGGACUAUGUACCAAUAAUUGUGAGUAUGAAGAUCUCCUUAGCAACUGUAGUUCCUUGAAGAAAACAGCUGGUUGUGAACAUGACCUGCUCAAGCAAAAGUGCAAGGCCACUUGUCUAUGUGAAAACAAAAUUUACUGA
Molecule: messenger RNA, 735 nt
Organism: Condylura cristata (star-nosed mole)
Lineage: Eukaryota; Metazoa; Chordata; Mammalia; Eulipotyphla; Talpidae
Product: cysteine-rich secretory protein 2
Exons: 7
Coding region: 1-735 (244 amino acids)
Cellular component (GO): extracellular region
Source: RefSeq, a predicted model, not a curated record